AUGUCCAAUUUCGCUCAGCGUGGUUCCGCGCGAGGGGGCUAUACAGGAGGUGUUUUCUCUAACUUGCACGGGAGUGACAGUCAAAAAGGCUCUAGAGGCAACCGUCGUGGACGCGGAUAUGGUAGAGGGGGGUAUAGAGGUUCUAUACCGGUUGUUUGGCCGCCACCAGAUGUCGAUCGGCCGGGAGACCGUGUCAUCACAGAGGGAUUGUCGUCAUCUGCUCUUGAGACUCUGGAAAUACCGACGAUAGGUGCUGGUGCGUCAAGCUUCUCUGGAGCACUCCAGGAAAACGUCGAGUACCUUUGCUCGUACAACUUCGUCGACUCCGAAGGAGAACCGACGAUCUUGGUUCCUGGAGCUCCUCCCGUGUGGAAUAACCCAAAGGUGCCAUUCACGCUGCGACCGGACAGGGAGAUGACAUAUGUCGAUCAAAACUCGUUUCGCGUACCAGCAUGCACAUACUACCCUAUGUUUGCUGCUAUCGAGUCCAUAGGAUCCGCGAUCUCCUGGCCUGACGUAGACGUUGUAACCGAUCGCAACGGGUUGCGCAAACUCUUGCGAUGGAUACAUGGCAAUGCAACGCGGGAGUUCCGCAUUGACCUCGAGCGUGGAGGAGACAAUACCCUCUUUCUCUUCCGCUGGGAGAAGCGUCAUCGGGAGAUGCCUACCGGCAGGUCAUAUGGCUUCACAUUCGAAGAAGAGACUACGAACGAAGUACCCGGCUGCCAGGGGAGCACUGGACAUCAUCGCGUCAUCAAAUACGAUUACUUCGGACUCAGGAUGGUGGUCCGCUUCGAGGUCGACGCGUGCGCGCGCGUGCCCGCCAGUGAAACGCAGCCCACUGGCCGGGUCGACACGGACGAACUAGACUCGCUGCUGGACUCCCUUGACGUUGGUUCAUCUCGCACGAUCCCUCCUGAAAGCGCUACUCGUACUUCGUACCCCGUCAAGGUCAUCAAAGCAGGCGCAAUAGUGGCCCAGGAAGAUCUCAUCGAGCUCACGUCGCGAUCCGUCAACUACGUCGACCCAUUCGACUGGGAAGAACAACUUCCUCAGCUCUACCUAUCGUCCACGCCCCAGCUAUUUAUAGGCGUGCACCAGCGCGGCACAUUCGAAGCGGUACGCGAGCACGACCUGAACGAUGCGGCGCUGGUGAAGCUGCGGCGCGACGCUGGCUCGAGCUAUGAAAAGCUUGGUCGUGCGCUGGAGACCAUCCAAGCCCUUGUCGCAGAGUAUGGACCGGAUGAACACCUCAGUCUCUUAUGCAAGGACGGCGUCCUUAAGCUAUACCGUCGGACGGAUGGGCAGUCACGUUUGCCCGCGGAUCUCCGCGAGAAGUUUAGUACAAAGGACUGA
Messenger RNA from Peniophora sp. CBMAI 1063, 1356 nucleotides. The record is from the annotation of a GenBank genome assembly. NCBI's taxonomy places the organism in Eukaryota, Fungi, Basidiomycota, Agaricomycetes, Russulales, Peniophoraceae.